AGGAAGAGGAAGCGCCUGACACAAGUUGAGCGGCUGCAGCUCCCGGGGCCCAGGAGAGGACAUCCGAGGCAACAAAAGGCCGGCGCCCAUGGACAGACUGGUCACUUCCGACAGCCUGGCCACCAAGAAGCCGGCGCGAUUGGCGACUGGCUCCGGGCAAGCGAGCGCGGAUUCACCGGAGAGCCCUGCAGGGUCUCAUGUUGAAUGGUGCAAACAGCUUAUAGCUGCUACUAUCUCAACCCAGCUUUCAACUGCAGCAGUGCCAGACAACAUCUCCAUCUCGAAAGAUUAUAGGGAGAAUCAGGAUGGACGCAGUGGGUCCUGUCAUUCUGAUGCUGACCCUGAACUGGGUGUACAUUCCUUGGUGCUAAGGGAUGGAAAUAAACUGGCUCAAAUGGAGGAAGCACCACUCUUUCCGGGGGAAGCUAUUAAAGCAAUCGCUAAAGAUGUCACGUACAUCUGUCCUUUCAUUGGGGCCAUUAGUGGAACACUUACUGUGACUGAAUACAAAUUGUACUUCAAAAGUGUGGAGCGGGACCCCCCUUUCACCCUUGAUGUUCCACUUGGGGUUGUGAAUCGUAUUGAAAAGAUUGCUGGCAUUCAAGAGAAUUCCUGUGGCCUGGAGAUUGUGUGCAAGGAUAUGAGAAAUCUGCGGUUUGCAUACAAACAGGAAGAGCAUGGGAAACUCGAGAUCUUUGAGAACCUAACACAGUUUGCCUUUCCUGUCUCUAGGAACUUGCCACUGUUUGCGGUGAAGUAUAAGGAGAACUACCCUGUUCAGGGCUGGAAGGUGUAUGACCCAGUUGCAGAAUAUAAAAGACAGGGACUGCCGAACGAAAGUUGGGCAAUAAGUAAAAUCAACAGCAACUAUGAGCUCUGUGAUACCUACCCUUCUGUUGUGGUGGUGCCAACCAGUGUCAAAGAUGACGACCUGUGCAGAGUGGCAGCAUUCCGCACCCGUGGGCGCAUCCCAGUUUUGUCAUGGAUCCAUCCGGAAAGCCAAGCAACAAUUACCAGGUGCAGCCAGCCAAUGGUGGGGCCAAAUGACAAGCGGUGCAAGGAAGACGAGAAGUACUUACAAACCAUAAUGGACGCCAAUGCUCAAUCUCACAAGCUAAUCAUUUUUGACGCUCGGCAAAGCAGUGUUGCAGAUGCCAAUAAGGCAAAAGGUGGAGGCUAUGAGAGUGAAACUGCCUAUUCCAACGCUGAGCUCGUUUUCUUGGAAAUCCAUAAUAUCCACGUCAUGAGAGAGUCUCUGAGGAAACUGAAGGAUAUAGUUUACCCUGUGAUAGACGAGUCCAAGUGGCUGUCAAAUAUCGAUUCAACUCAUUGGUUAGAGUACAUAAGGAUCCUUUUAGCUGGAGCAGUGCGCAUAGCAGACAAGGUUGAAUCUGCAAAAACUUCAGUUGUGGUCCACUGUAGUGAUGGCUGGGAUCGGACUUCACAGCUGACAGCGCUGACCAUGCUGAUCCUCGACAGCUACUACCGAACCAUCAAGGGAUUUGAAGUGCUGAUUGAAAAGGAGUGGCUAAGUUUUGGACACAGAUUUGCAGUCAGAAUAGGGCAUGGUGAUGAGAACCAUGCUGAUGCUGACCGAUCACCCAUCUUCCUUCAGUUCAUUGACUGUGUGUGGCAAAUGACAAAGCAGUUUCCUGCAGCCUUUGAGUUUAAUGAGCUCUUCCUGUUGACUAUCCUGGACCAUCUGUACAGCUGUCUGUUUGGGACAUUCCUUUAUAACUGUGAGCAACAACGAGCGAAGGAGGAAGUGCAGGCAAAGACAGUCUCCCUCUGGUCCUAUGUAAACAGCCAAUUGGAGGAGUUUACCAACCCAUUUUAUGUGAAUUAUGAAAAUCAUGUGCUUUACCCGGUUGCCAGCUUACGGCACUUGGAACUGUGGGUUAACUAUUAUGUGAGGUGGAACCCAAGGAUGAGACCUCAGGUGCCAAUACACCAGAAUUGUAAAGAGCUACUCAGCAUCCGAGCUGAACUUCAGAAGAAAGUCGAGGAGCUUCAGCGUGAGGUCAGCAAUAUGGCGGUGUCGUCAUCCUCAGAAAGAGCUUCGCCCACGCAUUCAGUGUCACCUGUACAGACAACUGUGUGAACCACACCAACCCCCCCACCUCCCCAUGGUUAGCUGGUACUCAGUCAUUGAAGUUACAGUUAGCAAGGCUGCACCAUGUACUUGAAAGCUGUAAAUACAGAUUAUUUUUUUUUGUGUGCAUGCAAUACUUCACAGCAAAUUUUAGGUUUUGUAAACCUAUUUGUGGAUGCCCCUGUUGUAUAACCACUUCAUUCUGAUGCUGAGCUUUUCAGUGGAAGGGUAAAUUUGAGUGCCACUGUAUCUGGCCUACACAAUGGUGGUGCCAAUCCAUGAGUUAGCUAGAAAGGGGGAUUAUGGGAGGGGUAGGGAUAGAGGGGGGUGGUGCGCGGAGGCAUAUAUAUAUGAUGGGUCAGCCUGAUCAAGGGACCACAGUGCCAAGUUUCCUUUGCAGUCAACUGAUGAGGAGAUGGCUAGACAUUUCCCCCUCUUCCCCCAAAACAUGCCCAGUAUCGGCCAUCAUCGAUUUGGAACUUGUGACUUAGGAUUGGGAGACAGGUAUCCUGCCUCAAUCCAAAAUAAGUUACAUUUUUGUGUUUUUUUUUUGUAGGGAACUUAAUUAUUACUCUUUUAACUUCUCGUCCUGAAUAAAAUCUAUAUAUUUUUACAUAGAGCCCAUAAAAGACUAUUAUUCCCCAUUAAACAACUAAAUUUUAAACACUUUCUAGAAGCUUCCAAGAAGGAUCUUCUGAAAGCUUUGAAAACAAUGCAUUCGUGUAUGUAACAUUUAGUCUUCAAAAAACUUGGCAGUAAUAUUCUCAACCAUGAAGUACACACACACACACACACACACACACACACAGCUGAAAUGUCAUUAAGGUGGGAACAUGGAUUAACAUCAGCUUUUUUUUUUCAAACUUCGUCUUCCUUCCAAGUGUGGAUUUAUUAUUUUUCUUGUCAGGAGAAGAGAUGAAUGCAUGGCCUUUGUGUGUAGCUUUGUUUGGGUACUGAAGGAGGAUUCAAACAUCAAGAUACCAAUCUGUUUUUUGCCAAGAAUGCGGCAGCAUAACCAGACAACUCAAUUUAUUUGUAAUAGUGAAGAUUACAGAAACUUUACACACAAAAAAAAAUUGCACAUCCUAGGAAGAGCAGAUGCACACUUCUUGAAACCAGAAAAGGCCUCUCAUUUGUGCAAAAGAGGUAAGUGUCCUAUGUACCAUCAAUGCAGAAUUCGAGCACCAGAUUAAAAGUAUGACUUUUUCAUUUCAAUUAUUCAUCAAAUGAAGCGACGUUCUGUUGAUGUGUCCCAUUCUACCUUACAGUGAUGCAGGAUUCAAAAAUUACAUGGAUUCUUUUCAUGACCGUUCUAACAAGAUUUGUGUUUGUUUUUCAGUACUUAAAGAGUAGAUUUUUCAAUGGAGGCAUUGCAUGUUUUAACUACAGACCUAAAGCUGUCUGUCACUUUCUGAUCAAAUGGUAUUAUUAGCUAAAUGAGCCAGACAGUUCAAUUUUUGACAUGGCUUUGUGGACUUGAUGCACUUUGUAUUUGAGGUGGACAUCUGAGGUUUGGCUUUGGACAGACUAAAGCUGAAUAUGACUCUGUACUUUGGAUUCUUGAUGGAAGAGCUGAACUAAAGUUUUAAGUAUCUAAAAUAUUUUAAUUGCAAUUGGACCCAAACACCUAAUGAUGAACACAACUUGGUACUGGCCCAUAUCUGAGUUGUCCUCAGAUUGGCAAAUGCUGCCAGUCUGGACUAGCAAAGCCUCAUCUGUUUUAAAACAAUUCCUAGACAACCAAGAGUUAACUUUUACUUUUCUGUAGUGGUACAGCUUUUCAACUUUUGCUGCCUUUGUCUUGUGUCAAAGAAAACUAGCAAUCGCACUGCCAAUGUACAUAUUCCUGAGAUGGAUAAAUAAUGCUUUAAUAAACUGCAGAUCCUGUGUUAAUUUACAAACAGAAGCAUAAUGCAUUUUAAAACCAGUUUUAUUGUUGGGAAGUGCAAAUGCAUUAACUUUUGGUGAUGGUGUGAUCUUAUGGUAGUGAAUGUUUGAUAGGUGUAAAUGUAGAAAGUGUUUGCCUUUGACUACAUUGCAUUUUAUUCAUAUAUGCUACAAGGCUCCAAAGCUCUCUUAGGCAGUUGCGAACUAUUCCAUGGCACUUUGGGAAGACUUCCCUGCUCCACCUCAAAGUAUCCAGGUCAACCUUUAUUCCUCAACCAGCAUCACUAAAACAGGUUAUCUGGACAUUUGAUUCAUUGCAGUUUGCUGCACGUAAAUUGGUUGCUCCAUUUCCCUGUAUUGCAACAGUGACUAAUCUUUAAAAGUAUUUCAUUGGCUGGAAAGUGCUUUGAGAUGUCCUGAGGGCGCGAAAGGAGCUCUAUAAAUACAAGUUUUAUAAAUCAUUUUCCAAACAGAGUGAUUUACUGGUACUCAUAUUUUAAAGAGCUAUGAACUGUUUAACUUAACAUCUUCAGCAAUGAUAUCACACCUAAAACAGGAGCAAAAAUCAAUCACAUUACUGAAAACCAUCUAUUUGUUUUUGUCUGUCCAGACUGUUUUGAUUAGUCAGUUUAAAGCACACGUCUGUUGGUGGUUUUAUUUGGCAGGCAGUUUUAUUUGGCAGGCAGUGCCUGGCGCAUGCAGAGGCACUUAGAGCACACAGAGGACUGGCAUGUGCAGCUGCCAAUGUUUGGUGGUAAUGGCAGCGGCAUCGGGGUUUGGUGCGGAACAAGAACAAUGGAAGAGCAGCCCAACACAGAAUGACCCUGGCUGGUUGUGUGUGGGAUGGAACAGAUGGGGAUGGUAUUGGAGGGAUGGAAAAAUAAUAGGAAGGGGAUUGGAUGGUGGAUGGAUGGUAUGGCAUGGGGUGGGUGAGGUGAUGGAAUUGGUUAAGUUAACAAAUUGGCAGGACAAUUAUGUAAUACAGCUUAUUAUUAAAAAAACUAUUCUUUGUGCUAAGAAUGUAAAUUCACUAGAUUUGAAUGAAAAUGUGGAAAAGCUGUCAGGCAUUGAUUCUGUAGAUUAAGGUGAUGAUAACAGUCUACAUUCUCCAGUGUUUCGCACACUCCAAUUCCAAUGGGCAUGCUGCCGCACAAACUUAGACUCAAGGAAUCAGCAGUUAUAAUGCUGCAAUUAAGCUUGAAUCCUAAACAAGGACUUUGUAAACCUGCCUUUUCAACUCAAGUAAAAAUAGUUCCCAAUUAGACUGUCAUAUUCUAUAACUAUAAACAAGUCACAGGGCCAUACUCCUGAUAAAAUUUGUAUUUAUGUUCCUAGGCCUGUUUUUACACAUGGGCAUCUUUAUGUAGCUUUUUCCAGAGUGAGGAUUUUUGAUUUCUGUUAAAGUCUUUGGGAGGAGUAACUAGAAAUCCCAUAUUUAAAGAAGCACUGUUGCAAUAAAGAUUCUAAUUUGGCCGCAAAUGUUUUGCGGGUCUCUGCUAGUUUGCAAUAAUGAUUAAGUAGAAGCUCGCUUAAUGUACAAGUUUAUUCAGUGCUUUCAAUUUGGUUACAAUUCAAUUAUUGAGUCACUGAGGUACAAAGUUACAUCGACUGUGGUAGAUUUUGUUGUUCAACAUGAUUUAUGAAGUCACAUUUCAGCUGAAAUUGCUUAAGACAGCUGUGUUCUAACCAAAAUUUAAAGAUGCCAUCAUCCAUUAGAAAGGACAAAUCUGGAACUGGUUUGUUAGCAUCUUGUCUAUACUGCAUUUAUUGCAUUAGCCUGCGGGAAAAAAUCAUUAAACCCUUGGAAAUA
Carcharodon carcharias (great white shark) is the source of this 5789-nucleotide messenger RNA. It is a transcript of the gene mtmr1b, whose product is annotated as myotubularin related protein 1b. Gene Ontology annotation, molecular function: phosphatidylinositol-3,5-bisphosphate 3-phosphatase activity. The record is from RefSeq and is a predicted model, not a curated record. The transcript has 16 exons. The coding region runs from base 89 to 2101 and encodes 670 amino acids. Gene Ontology annotation, biological process: dephosphorylation. Lineage: Eukaryota; Metazoa; Chordata; Chondrichthyes; Lamniformes; Lamnidae.